UUUGGGGUCAUUUUGUGUUGAAUCGUCUGUGCACAGCGCCUCCAGCGCGCAAUCCCACUCUCUCCCGCUCAAACCGGAAGAAAGGUAGAGACGUAAGGCACGUACAGCAGAGAUGGAGCAGAGGAACCUGGAGCAGCAGGUGCAGGAGCAGUUCAAUGAUGUUCUUAGCCGGUUCCAGUCCAAAGAGUUCUUCCAAUCUGACUGGGACAUUGCUUCUUUCGCAGUCUUCUUCAUUUUCAUUGGGAUGGUGCUGCUGCUCUUCAUCCUGGUGCUGAUCCGCUGCUGCUGCUGUUGCUGCUGUGAUGACGACAAGCCACGUAGGCACAAGGUGGGCAUUGAGAACAUGGCGCUGGAACCCUGACUGGACCUGUGUGCAUCUCUUCUCAAUCUUCAUCUACACCUGCUACAGAAUGAUCGUUAUGAAAUCAGAGCUUUGUUAAUUAGAUAUGAAAUGACACUAAAUGAUUCUCUCUUUGAAAUGUGUGAAUUAACUUGUGAGUGUCUGGUGGUGGCACUUUAAUAGAAGUACAAAGUAGUGGUCCAAGUAAUUGCUCAAUUAAGGGUAAAAGUAUUUGUAUUGUAGUAUUUGUACUACUCAAGUGAGAGUAACUUAAAGGUGCAUUGUGUAACAUUUUUGGUACAGAGUAUGUCAAAUGCUUUUUCUCCAUGGAUAUGUUAUUGCUUUGUCUGGAGUGUUUUAGAGUAUGAUAUUAAAUCUUUAUCAUCAGAGACCAAACCAGAUCAGAGUUACAGGUCAGAUCUGUGGAGAAGCAACCCCACUCACAGUCAGAGUGCCUGUUACUCUGGUUAUUUUUAAGCUAUGAAACCACCUGUAUUUGAAUACAUAUAAGAUAGAGCUGUUUAAUGUCAUACUGUCGAACAUUUCAGGCAGAGCAAUGACAUCUCCAUGGAAACAAGCAGGUAACAGAUACCCAACCAAAAGUGACAGAGUACACUUUUAAAGAGGAACUGUUGGGAUGUAACAUCUGAUUUAUAAUUUCAAGUUAAUAUAAUUGGAAACAUAACACAUUAAAUAAUGUAAACAAUAAUUUCAUACUGUCAACAUAAAGUUUUUGUCACUUUACACUUCCUAAAAGUGGGAAGAGUAACCAAAAUUUUUACUCAAGUAAAGGUUAACUUAACUGUAACAGAGUACUACCCACCUCUGACAAUAAGAAGAAGUUACUUUUUAUCAUGAAGUCAAUCUACAUUUCAUUUUCAUUCAUGCUGUCCAAUAAUAGAAUACAAUGAUAUAUUUUGGAUAUUUAUGAAAUGAACUUUCUUUAAAAAAAAGUUUGCUGUUUGCAAUAUAAAUCAUUUUUCAG
This is a messenger RNA of Boleophthalmus pectinirostris (great blue-spotted mudskipper), 1325 nucleotides long. RefSeq names its product small integral membrane protein 22 (gene smim22). The transcript is spliced from 4 exons. Bases 113 to 361 code for a protein of 82 amino acids. The record is from RefSeq and is a predicted model, not a curated record. NCBI's taxonomy places the organism in Eukaryota, Metazoa, Chordata, Actinopteri, Gobiiformes, Gobiidae. Gene Ontology annotation, biological process: regulation of cell population proliferation.